AAGUAAACCUUAGUUUUUGUAGAGCAUCGAUACACAUGUACUGCCUCACAGUUGGGUGGGAGACAUUCAAGCGUAUUCUCAGUAAUUUCUGGUUCUUGGACCGGAAAUCCAACCCUGAUCUCUUUAUUGACACUCAAGCGUGCUUAACUAGCCGUAAUUAGACAUUCCUACGCAAUAAAGAAAUGUUUAGACUUUUUUCCCACCGUAACAUUUGUAGUGAUGUAAUACAUGUGAUGUUAAAACGCUUUUUGUAGCGUUACUAUACUGCUUCUAUAUCUGAAAUGUUUGAUUUAAAUUGUGGAAAAUUAGAUUAUUUUGUCUUUUUAUUUGUAGUACAGUUUACAUGUUAAUUGUCAUUGCUAUGAAGAUAAAAUAUGCUUGUUGUAGCAAAGAAAUUAAUUUACAAAGAAUGUAAUUCAUGGAAAAGUAUUUACCUUUGCAGAUAGGCGUAUUCUCGCCAGAGUGUCAUUAGCAAAAGGUAUACUGUAAUUAUCUGAGUUCUUGUAAACAUUGAAUUGGAAGCAAGCAAAUAAAUCGACAAUCUAAAUACCUAGUACACCUACUUCUUUGGCAACACUGCAAAUCUCUGCAUUUUUUAUUGUUGAUUGAAUCAUCUGUAAACAUAUCACUGAGACUGUGAGAAAACGAAAAGGAGUUAGACGAACAAGCUAUGAAGUACCUAAUUAUUUUGAUUUGCAUUAUUGGAGUUAGCUCGUGGGACAUAAAAAUCAAAGGGCCGUCGAGUGUACAAAUCGGAAGCACUCUGUCUUUAUCGUGCAAUGCAACUGAUAUGGUAUCUCCACCAAGAAUAGUUGUUUGGUACAAAGGUUAUAGCAAACUUGCUUUAAGUGAGAGGGUAUCUGCAACAAUGUUAUGGUCACCAAAGACCAUAACAAGCAAACUGACCAUAAAGGAUGUAGUUCGACAAGAUGCAGGGAAGUACAAGUGUUGGGUUUCUAACGAGAUCGUUAGUCAGGUCACGGUGGCAGUCGUAGAUACUGCAAAAGCAGGUGGCGAGUCUACACAGUUUCAGGGAAUAUCACCAUUUACAUCUUUAGUAUUUUUAUCAUGCUUUUUGAAGAUAUUGGGUUAAAACUAGCAAGUCGAUUAGGCUUGUUACUUUAAAAUCAAAUUUAUAUUAAUUCUGGUUAUUUAAGCAAACGUCAUUAUAU
Messenger RNA from Mercenaria mercenaria, 1172 nucleotides. RefSeq lists its product as uncharacterized. Bases 671 to 1093 code for a protein of 140 amino acids. Gene Ontology annotation, biological process: synapse organization. The record is from RefSeq and is a predicted model, not a curated record. The transcript is spliced from 3 exons. NCBI's taxonomy places the organism in Eukaryota, Metazoa, Mollusca, Bivalvia, Venerida, Veneridae. Gene Ontology annotation, cellular component: neuron projection membrane.